UCAUAGGCUACAGAAAGCGUACGGGGCUGGUGCGCGAUGAGCUUCAAAUAAUUCGUUGAUUAAUUAGAAGACCCCGGUGGCUUUUAGGUUUAGCAUAAAUAUACUGAAAAAUACUAAAGUGUACAUAGGAUGUCGUAAAAAGAAAUGAAUUAUCAGGGUUACGCUUUGAGGUACAAAAAGGCAUAGCUAGCUAGUUACCGUAACCAGUUUUUUUUUUUAGCUUGCUGGCUAUCGGGGUUGUUAGGUGGGUUAGCUGCUGCGCUGUAACGCAGGCAUUUGCUAACGGUAACUAGCCCGCUAAUCCACCGCACACAGCUGCAGGAGACAGCACUGCAUGGCGCGGUAAUGGUUGUCAUUCUGCCGCUGUUCACCUUCGAUGAGCUAGUCUUUUAGCUCGCUGGCGUGUCCGUUAGCUGAUGGACGGUUUUGCGGGCGCUCUGUGCGUUGUUCGGUUUCGGUACUGGGGCGGUUAGCUAGGCUAGUUAGCAGGAAUCCAGCACGGAUGUCUCGGCAGACAGCUUUGUCCCGCAGUCACUGGGACAACUCGAGUUGUUAGGCAGCAUAUCAAACUGCAGUGAAGGAGUGUCCGUGGUACAGGCUUUAGCAAGCAGUUAGCAAUACGUGGUAAUUACACAGCUGGUCUCGGAUGUCUACACACAGACCACGUUAGCUUUUAUGCUAACUAAACCAGAUUCGAGUGUUGUCGCCUUGUGUCAUUUCGCUGUAUAAUAGUCAGGAUUGUUUGUUUUUUAGCCUAAUAUUUCAGGAUUCAGGGCCCAAAUCCUAGCUCUUCUGCUCAUUCACUUUUAUCUGCUCAGCUACUCUGCAGCAGGGCACCGUGUUUUUUUUGUGCUUUAAUAUCUAUAUCUACAUCGACAGGCCUACGCGAUGUGCAUCAUUUUUAUCAUCUAACAACAUUUCACGUCGUGUUUUUUUCCCGCACCUAAACGCUGAAUAAAGGAAACCACCUGCUAUAGCAGUCAGAGGCUACAGGCUUGGUACUUCUUUGAGAAAAGUCGGCUCUUUUUCUGAACCACUGCGGCGAUGACGCUGGAGUCGAUGAUGGCCUGCUGCCUGAGUGAGGAGGCCAAGGAGUCGAAGAGGAUCAACGCUGAGAUCGAUAAACAGCUUCGCCGAGACAAGCGAGACGCAAGGAGGGAGCUGAAACUUCUCCUCCUGGGCACAGGUGAGAGUGGCAAGAGCACCUUCAUCAAACAGAUGCGCAUCAUUCAUGGCUCGGGCUACACCGACGAGGACAAGCGCAGUUACACCAAGCUCGUCUACCAAAAUAUAUUCACCUCCAUGCAGGCAAUGAUCCGUGCCAUGGACCACCUCAAGAUCCUGUACAAGUACGAGCAGAAUAAGGCCAACGCUCUCCUGGUGAGGGAGGUAGAUGUGGAGAAAGUGUGCUCUUUUGACCAGCCGUACAUCAACGCAAUAAAGAUGCUGUGGGCCGACCCAGGGAUUCAGGAGUCCUACGAUCGCAGGAGAGAGUAUCAGCUGUCUGACUCCACAAAAUACUAUCUAAGUGAUCUGGAUCGUAUCGCAGACUCAUCCUAUCUACCAACCCAACAAGAUGUCCUUAGGGUCCGUGUUCCAACUACAGGCAUCAUUGAAUACCCUUUUGACUUGCAAAGCAUAAUUUUCAGGAUGGUGGAUGUGGGGGGCCAGCGUUCAGAACGCAGGAAGUGGAUUCACUGCUUUGAGAAUGUGACCUCCAUCAUGUUCCUUGUUGCCCUGAGCGAGUAUGACCAGGUCCUGGUGGAGUCAGACAAUGAGAACCGAAUGGAGGAGAGCAAAGCCCUUUUCCGGACAAUAAUCACCUACCCCUGGUUCCAGAACUCCUCUGUCAUUCUGUUCCUCAAUAAAAAGGACCUGCUGGAGGAAAAGAUCAUGUAUUCUCACCUGGUUGACUACUUCCCAGAGUUUGAUGGUCCACAGAGAGAUGCCCAGGCAGGACGAGAGUUCAUUCUGAAGAUGUUUGUGGAGCUGAACCCUGACAGUGACAAGAUCAUCUACUCUCACUUCACUUGCGCCACGGACACCGAGAAUAUCCGCUUCGUUUUUGCCGCCGUCAAAGACACCAUUCUGCAGCUGAACCUCAAAGAGUACAACCUGGUGUGAGGGAGGGAGGGAGAGGAGGAGUGAGAAAGAGGGACACCUGCAGCCCAGGCACAACAGUUUUUAAUGUAUCCCACAUACAUCCACGCUCAUAACAUAAUCAAGAUUUAGACUGACACAGCUCUGCUCUUUUUCAGGCACAGAUAUUUGUUUGUUGUUUUUCCUUCUUAUUAUUAUUAUUACUCGACCAGGUUUUCGUUUUUGUUUAAUUUCUGACGGCGUUAUCAGUUGCUGCAGGCAGUGUCUUGCCUUAUCCCAUCAGCUGAUAACUCCACUGCUUGUCCCUCCUGAUUGCCUCUCAAAUGAGAGAGUUAGGGCACUUAGUCUGCGUGUGGUGGUGCUCAAAAGGGGCAGCAGAGUUGCUCCAGAUGAGUAAGAAUUGAUGUAAGACCUUAGUAGAGGAGAACCUGUCCUUGAUCUGUAUGGAGGUCUAACUGGUAGCUCAAUGUGAAAUGCCGAGCUCUUGACACGGCAACGUUCUAGCAGGGCAUUGAGUGCAGGUUUUUUUUUUUUUUUUUUUCUGUGUGCCUCACCAAGGCUGAACCUCACCUUACAUAUUUGAAUGUAACUUGGUUUGAUUAACAUCUAACCAGUUGUUAAGACAUUUCUUGCAGAACGGCAGAGACCGUGUGGAUUUGAUUUUUUUUUUUUUUGUAUAUUAGGAGUAAUUUAAACAUUUCACACAGCCCUACUGCUGUAGCAAACAAAAGGUUAGUGGUGAGUUAUGUGAAAAUAGAUUCCUUCCAAAUGAAUGGGCUAGAUCAGUGCGUGUCGAUACCUUGCCAUGAUUUCAUAUGUAGAUUUAGAGGUCCUCUGUAAACAAAACAGCAUAACUCGCAGUGGGUUUCCUUCUCCGUCUGUACCGUUUAACAAAUUAUUAUUCAGCUACGUUGAAGUUGAUUUGUUUGCUACGUUUUUGCCAGUAUUGGUUGCCUACUUGGUACAGUUUGAAGGGAUUUAAAAAGAAAUAAUCUACAACGAUGUAUUUAGAAGUUUGCAAAACUAAAUUGUAUUUUCUGUAUGUUUACAUGCAUUGUUACGAAUCAUUAGUUUCAGUAUAACCCAGGUGUUAUUUUGCCACAUAGUAUCUUUUAUUUCAACAAUGUGAUAUGGUAACUAAAUACUGUUGUUAUGGAGUGCAUCAUGCUUACUUCAUGGUAAAAUCCAAGAUCAUUUCAAUAGGUGAUGUUUGUGUGACAACAGUUUGGUUUGAAGUAGACUCUAAAAGCAGUACGAUUCCGUAGUGUUCAAACUGCUGGUUCCAUGAAGAAUGUUUCUUUGGCCGACAUUGUUCUACUACACAAGCGUGCUGUACAAACGUGAAAUCAAUCUUUUCUAUUUAUGUAAUUUAUGGACCAGAUAUAUAAAUAAUGUUAAUAGGACUUGUUUCCCCUCAAAUGAUUGUUUGAAAUGAAAGGGGAGGAGUCCAUACUGCUGUAAAAUCUAUAGGCUAUUGAUAUACUUUUCUUUCAGUAUUUUGUACAUGCUUGUCACUUUUUUUUUUUUUGUAAGAUUGGUAAAGUUGAAUUGCCAUUUCAAAGAUAUGCUUUAUGCAAAUAGGAAAUCCUUAGUCAGCUGUCAGUUGUAGCCUUAGAGGUUUACGAUCGGUAUCAGUUUUAGUACCAUUUCCUAGUUGUUGCUUGUCAACUCUAGGUGUCAUACCUGUUGUGGUAAGGAGCUGAUUAAGUUGAUUUUUUUUUUCUUUGCCAUGUAAUUCAGGUGAGUUUUCAUACUUUCAUUAUAAGGGCUAAUUAUGGGUGACAUUGACGGGAUGCAAGAGCGCUAUUGAGUCUGAAACAGCAAUAGGUGCAAUGAAGCGAGUAGCUGAAUCGGGGUGACGGUGUGUUCAUGUGUGGAUGAUGGGAUGAUUAUCGCGACUGCAGAUUUAGCGUUUAAAAUGUGCCAGGGGUACAUCUGAGAAAUCAUAUGUUCGACUACAUGCAUUGGAAAGCUUUGGGUAAUUCUAGACUUGAGAGAAAAGUUAUUUCAUUAUUCCCCUCCUGUCCCCCUCUGCUUCAUGUGCUGUGGUGUGAUGUAGGAUGAAUUGUGGGAUUAGUGUAGGAUGUGUUCAAGUUGCAUAGAGGAGCAUGCUACACCAUUAGAUUUUUCACAAGCAUCUGGCAUAUUUAUGCAAUUUUUUUUUGGUUUGGUACAACAAUAAAACUCUGAUCUCUGCAUCAUGCUCGGGCCCUGUUAGGACGAACAUUUUCCCCCCUUUUGUUUUCCCCAGUGGUGGCACCUUUCUUUGAUAAUUAUAUAGUGGAGAUGUAUGUGCCAUUACCAAAACAUCUUGCUUUGUAUUAUAUUCCCUAUCAUCUGUGAUGUACAUGUUUUUUUUUAUAUUUGUUACCAAAACAAAGGUUGUGCAGUUUGAGAACAGCAUCAGUGCAAUUUAUUUUAUUUUUUUUUUUGGUGCCACAAAUCACACGAUGCUUUUUUUUUAAAAUAAUUAUUAUUAUUUCACCUGUAUUACAGAAUACUUCAGUCUUUCAGUUUUGCACUGCACAUGCUGUUCUUUGAGUAUUUAUAGAUUGUAAACCCUGUCUACGUUUGACUUGCAUUUAGACCUAAAAGGCUAACGAUGACCAUGUUCAUCGAAUACUUUAACAUCACAUGGGUGGGUGAUGGAAUCAGGUGCCAGGCCACUGCUGCUGUAUUUUUAUUUUUAACUUCCAUAAAAUGUGCGGUUUAUGAUAAGAUUAAACUUUUAGCUCACUCAAACUCUAUCAGUUGUACUUCUUACGUGUAUGGGCAUUUUGUGCCAACAUAACGGUAAUAUCAAGACCCACCAUAUUUAGCCAUGCAUCUCUGAUUAUAUGAAAUGUACUUGUACUUGUUUAUAUCGAUAUGAACGCUAAGGUUUGACUGCAUUAUAUGGAAGCUGCAUACACUAGAUCCUGUCAUUUCUCACUAACAGGAAACACUACAGAUAUUCUUGUAGGUCAUGUAUUGCAAAAACAGAUUUUCUAUCACAUGUAAGCAUUAUUCUUUCAUAAUUGUCCAAAGGGCAGCAGGGACAUUUGGUCCAUCUGCCGAGUUUUCGAUGUUGAGUUGUUUCUCCUUGGGUCAGUGCAACAAACCUGCUUAGCACUAAUGGCUGCCGUUUCUGUUUGGUCAAGCACAUUCCUGGUACUUGGAGAUGUGAACACUAAUUAACGGAAUGGAUGCUUUUGCUUGAGGUCCAUACUGAAGUGACGGAUACAGGAAAUAUGAAGCUAACUUUUUUUUUUUUUCCUAUUUCAAAUAAUUUACCUGUACGUAGGACCACUUAUUAGAAAUGACUUUAUGUUGUUGUUGCUUUUUUGAUAACAGGUUAAAAAAAUGAAGCGGUGUAUAAAAUUGAAGUAAUUUGUUUGUUUGUUCGAUUAGCUUUUUUUUUUUUUUUUUUUUAAGCAUACCAAAUGUAAAUGAUGUACUAUAAUGUGUGCCAAUCCCCUUUCUUUGUAGAGCCAGACUUUUAACAAGUGCCAAUAUUGUGUAAAACCAUAAAAAAAAGGACUUGGUCAAUGUAUUUUAUGGUCCUGUUUUUGAAACAAACACCAAGUAUGUGAUUAAGUUAAACAGAUAAAGGACACUUCUAUUGCAUAUUUAAGGUGAAAGACGCUAAACUUCUUUUAACUGAAAUUCCAUCUUAAAUGCAUGUGUGUCUGAUUUGCUGGGGUUUGGUGGGUGAGGAAACAUGGGGGGCCUAAUUCUUGCUCAUUUACAGUGUUUUAGCCAUAUUUCUCUUUUCUAUGGUUCAUUUCAGCCACUGUUGCCUGAAGCUCAUUCAAACAUGGAAACAAUUUUCAUAACCUUCUCCUUAAAAGAAAAAAAACCUAUCUGUUUUAAAUUGGAAUAAACUUUGUUCCUAUA
Molecule: messenger RNA, 5976 nt
Organism: Clarias gariepinus (North African catfish)
Lineage: Eukaryota; Metazoa; Chordata; Actinopteri; Siluriformes; Clariidae
Product: guanine nucleotide-binding protein G(q) subunit alpha-like
Exons: 7
Coding region: 1045-2124 (359 amino acids)
Biological process (GO): adenylate cyclase-modulating G protein-coupled receptor signaling pathway; action potential; phospholipase C-activating dopamine receptor signaling pathway
Cellular component (GO): heterotrimeric G-protein complex
Molecular function (GO): guanyl nucleotide binding; G-protein beta/gamma-subunit complex binding; G protein-coupled receptor binding
Source: RefSeq, a predicted model, not a curated record